AAAUUUCCAAGCAUCAAUCAAUUUCAUCUCCCAAUUUAUCGAAAUAUUCAAUUAUUCGCUGAACUUAUCAAAUGUCAAUCAGUUUAAUGCUUGGGUGUUAAAAGUUAAAAGUGUAGACAUGUGCCAUUAACCACUCACAUGGCAGUAGCACAGUAUGGCAGAGCAAGUACAUCAACUGAAUCCUUCUUCUUGGAGUAUGAUACAAAGCCUUCUUUUCCUCUUUGCUUUUCAAUCUUUUCAUUUUGAGCAUUGAACAACAAAUCUUGCUAACCCUAAUUCUUAGACUAUAAAUCAGAGACUAAAAUCAUCUCAAAAUGUAGAAAGGAAAACACCACCAAUUUCAUUUCUUCAUUUAUUGUGAAAACCGCGAAUACAACAACGUUCACCCCUUUCCGUUACUCUGAACUCAUCAAUUGAGUUCAUAAGAUUAGGUCAUGGCGUGCUCUGAUGAAAAACAUGAUCGAUUAAGCAAUCUCUCAGACGAUUUGAUUUGUCAUAUUUUGUCUUUCCUAUCAACCAAAGAGUGUUAUAGAACAUGUUUUCUAUCCACAAGAUGGGAGUCGAUCUGCACCAAGAUUCCCAACCUUCACUUUCAAUUACCAGAGAUUUCAGACCCUGAGUUGUCCAAAGAAAUCAAAUUUGUAAAUGUUGCUCUCCUAAGACGCACCGAAAAUAUAAGAAAACUAAGGCUUGAUGGUGAGAAAGGCUGCCAGCCACAUGAUGUACACAUGUGGGUUUCAAAGGCAUUAGAUCUCAAGGUCCAGGAACUUGACUUGGGUUUGCUUCUCCAUGAAAAAACCUUAUUGCCGCUUAGACUUUCCACGUGUGAGUCACUCGUGGUCUUAAAAUUGCAGGGCAGAAUUCAACCAACACUCAAUUCUGCUUUUCAUGUAUAUUUACCGUCACUAAAGAUUCUUCAUCUCCGUGAAACUGUGAGGUAUUCUAUGGUUGAUGACGGUAAAGAGUAUGAUCUCAAUAAUUUUCUGUCUGGUUGUCCACAUUUGGAGGAACUUCUUUUACAUGAGACCUUUGCAUUACCGAUCAACACCUCUUUUCACUUAUUGAAGAGAUUAUUCCUUUGUUUAUAUAUGCCUACUUCUGUUAUUAAGUGUUGUCCACUACAAAUUAAUGUCCCGUCACUUGAAGUUCUUUCUAUGGUUGAUUUUUCAUUGAAACCUAGAAAAUAUGACUUUACAAACUUGUCCACUCUUGAUGAAGCUGCUCUUUGCAUUUGUAAGCGUCCGGUUUUUAACAAUUUGUAUACACUCUUGAAAGGACUUUCUAAUGUCAAAACAUUGGCUCUCGGUUCUAAAACUUUUCAUUUUCUCAGCAUGGAGGACAAACUUGACAACUUACAUCUUCUCACUUUUCACAAUUUAUUAUAUUUAACGGUUGAAAUAUCUGAGAAUUGCAAUUGGAAUAUGCUCGUCAGCUUUCUACAGAAUGCUCCAAAACUUAAGGAUCUUGCAGUUAUGAGAAAAAUUGAAAUCAAUUCCCGGAGAAAGGAGGUUGGAAACUCGAGUUGGGUGGAGCCAUUAGUAACUCCGGCAUGUCUUGCAACAACUCUCAUUACAUUUGAAUUUAAAGGAAUUCAAAACAUUAAAACUGACCUGGACUUUACGCGAUAUAUUGUAAGUCACUCAAGUAAGUUACUGAAGGUAAAGAUUUUCACACCCACUGCAAAGAAAAGAAGAGUAGAAAAAAGUUUACGCAUGGGGUUAAAGAAAUCCUCCUUAUUAGUAUGGGAUAUUAAUUCAAUUGAAGAUCAUUUGGAUUUCACCAAGAUUUCAAUGACGACUACUCGACCCUCUUAAUCUAGUUAUCAAAACUUAUAUUGGUUUGUUGCAUAGAAUUCUCUAAUGAUGAAGAACAAGUUAGAUGUUAGAUAUAAAAGCUGUUUUUUGUUCUUCAUUCAUCUAAUAAGUACCAGCAGUACAAGUCAACCAGAUUGUGGUGAUACUGAUAUAUUAAAAGUGUUAUGCAAAGUCAGUUUUUUACUGUUAUCCAAUAUGAACUAUUGAUUUUAGAUCGAAAUUGUUCUACAUAAGACUUGCCUGUAAUUGUUCAAUCUUGUUCUUCUA
This is a messenger RNA of Medicago truncatula (barrel medic), 2081 nucleotides long. Its product is annotated as F-box/LRR-repeat protein At4g14103. Bases 435 to 1814 code for a protein of 459 amino acids. The transcript is spliced from 6 exons. Lineage: Eukaryota; Viridiplantae; Streptophyta; Magnoliopsida; Fabales; Fabaceae. Gene Ontology annotation, molecular function: protein binding. The record is from RefSeq and is a predicted model, not a curated record.